AUGGAAACGAGAACAACAGUAGAAGUACAAUUGGUAAUGGAGGAAGAUCCGGAGAUAUUGGAUAUCACUGAUACAAUUUCGGAAAUGAAAAUUACUGAUGAUAAACAAUCAAGAAACUUAAAGGACGAAGCAGUGAAUAUUUAUAAAAGUGAAUAUCUGAAUAUUUCUCCAGGAGGCGAAGCUGCGAAUAUUGAACAAUCAAAAAACCUCGAUGAUGACGAGGAAAUGUCUGGACCUGAUCAGGAUCAGGAUCAAGCACAUCCUGCAUACAUUCCGCGCAUAGGACAAUUUUUCAUGCAUGAUACUCGUGAAACUGGUGAGAAAACUACGCUAUAUCCGUUGUCGCGUGCUGAUUGCAAGUGGAGACAUGAUUUAUAUAAUGAGACUGAUCAGAUACCAUUGUCCGAUCGAGAAUUUGCCAAGAAAUACGGUGUAGAUCGGGAAGGAAAUCCUGUCUCUUCAGAAUUGUUUUCGGCUUCCCAGCGGGAUAAACGUAGUACGAAGCAGAUUAGGAGCUGGACACCAACAAACGCAACACGUCGUUCUACAAAAACGCACAGGAUUCAUGGUCAUGGGAGUGAUGAUAAAUACAAAAAGAAAAGUCUAGAAAAGCGAAGAAGCGACAGUCGCUUGCUAGCAACUGGUAAAACAACUGAUUAUAGUGAUUGGAAAAAUCAAGAGUUAAUUGAAGGUAAAGAAGCAGAAAGAAAGAGUGAUACAAACAGCGCAGAUCAAAGUAAUGCGAAAUCGAAGAUACGUCUUGGUAAACGCUAUUCAACACAGCGGCCAAUAAAAUCGGUUGAGAAUUUUCAUAGUGUUCAAGAAUGGUCUGGUGACACAGCGGUAGGCUUGAGAACAUAGAUUGUUGAAAUGGCUAAGCGAACGAAGAAGGUUGGCAUAGUGGGAAAGUAUGGAACUCGCUAUGGUGCUUCACUGAGGAAGACUGUUAAAAAGAUGGAGGUAACUCAACAUUCUAAAUAUACAUGUGCUUUCUGUGGAAAGGAAUCGAUGAAGCGGAAAUGUGUUGGCAUUUGGAAAUGCUCAAAAUGUAAUAAGGUAGUUGCUGGUGGUGCUUACGUCUACAGCACAACUGCAGCAGCCACCGUGAGAAGUACCAUUAGGCGUUUACGAGAAGCUAAAGAAUGA
This is a messenger RNA of Acanthocheilonema viteae, 1146 nucleotides long. The record is from the annotation of a GenBank genome assembly. NCBI's taxonomy places the organism in Eukaryota, Metazoa, Nematoda, Chromadorea, Rhabditida, Onchocercidae.